Lytechinus variegatus (green sea urchin) is the source of this 3772-nucleotide messenger RNA. RefSeq names its product transcription factor LBX1-like (gene lbx1). The coding region runs from base 1865 to 2830 and encodes 321 amino acids. NCBI's taxonomy places the organism in Eukaryota, Metazoa, Echinodermata, Echinoidea, Temnopleuroida, Toxopneustidae. The record is from RefSeq and is a predicted model, not a curated record. Gene Ontology annotation, biological process: regulation of DNA-templated transcription. The transcript is spliced from 2 exons. Gene Ontology annotation, molecular function: DNA-binding transcription factor activity, RNA polymerase II-specific; DNA binding.
GCAUCUACAAUGCAUUUUAAAAUGUUGAAGUAGGCAGAUCUGUGAAUGAUACAGGCCUACACUCUUUGUAAAAUUGAGCUCAAUGUUUUCUUGCAUUUUUCAUUUCCGAGAAAUCACAUUCUUCAUUAUGUAAUUUACCCAAAGAUGGAGUCUUUCUCAUAGGUCCAUGGUUUUCCGUAUCCAACUUACUGGACAAGCUAUGCCUCAAUGACGUUAUAAAACUUUCUCUUUUUAUUUGCAUUGUCAUAAUUGAAAAUCAAAUUUUUCAAAGAAAACUUAUGCGUGCGACAAGUUUGGCGGGGCUACUUCUUUCUUUGCAAACAAGAAAUAUGAGGCGGCAUUCGAGAACGUAUAGGCCCUAACCUGCUUCCUUUUUCUGAAUGGAAUAGCUGUCCCAUCACAUUGUCAUUAUUUACCACUUUGAUGACGCACUUGUGUAUUGUGUGACUUUUUUUCUGCGGUAAAUUACUUGCGUUGCCAAAGCAACAUGCCGACCCGAAGGUAGUCUUGUGGUUUUUCUGAAGAAAAAUAAUAUGGAAAAUUUGGAGAAAGGCGAAUAACAUGGAUGACAAUAAUGAACACGCCAAAAAGGAUGUAACAACAGACACACUCACCUCCACCUUUACUCACACACACACUCAUAACUUGUCCAUCACUAGAAAGUAAAACAGCUUGUGUGUGUGUUUCUUAUGUUAUUCUCUUUCUCUCUCACUAAGGCCAUCACCUUUUCAAAGUUAAGUAAGUUAUCCUCCUACUUUAAUCUCCUCCGGAUGAUAGCCAGGUUCUUCGGUUCUAACUGGCCGUGCCAUCAAUCAAACCACUGGGACUAUCAAGCAAACCCAGUUAAUUUCAAGUCACAAGGCCGCGCAAAACAAAUUAAUUAUAUCACAUUAACGGAUACUGUAGAGUGUCACGUGUAACCUGAUACCAACAAUUAAAUCCGAGUUGUCAAGCCCAAGGCCUACCCAUUGGGCUCCCACCUUAGCUCACCUGGCCCUCGCACCGGGUGUCAUACAGGAUCGUUCUGACACGCCCCCCUUCUCCAUCAAACAAACUCACCAUUGUACCUGCGGGACUCGCAUCAGAGAAGCCGCCCCGAGUUUGAGCGAUUUCAUACGUCCCCAAAACUCUUUUGUAUAAAGAUUUUAUGAGCAUCCGCUAAAUUAUGAAUUGAUUAUGACUUGGGGUUUUGUCGGCGGGGUGACGAGUUGUUGGAUCGUGGAAUAUCUCCAAACGCAACGGUUGAAAUUCAAUGUGUCAUUGCAACACCAGCCUGCCGUAGGGUGUGAACCAAUGUGUGUAUUUAUCGCGGGGUGUUGUUCACCCUCCGAGUCUGUCUGGCUGGCCCCGCCUAUGAGGGGUAAUCGACGCGUCCUGGGAGAUCUCGUCCCUGAUUGGUCAGCGCGGGCUGGAAAAAGUAGUGCUUAAUAGAAUUUUGGACCAAUGGGGACGGCGAUUGGCCAAUUAGCAUGACAAACGACAGUGGUGACAGGUAAGCAGACAAGUAGUGGCACGCGGUGAGAACCUCAGGGGGCUAAACCUUCUGAUUAUCUCGUUAGAAGCCUGUCUUGUGACUGGUCCAACUAUUUCCACACUUCCAUACAUAUUUGAUUCUGGAAAUUUUACCAUAUGACGACCAUAUUUCAAUUUCUGCGUCACUGACUCGGUUGUUAUCGUCUUAGCCCUCUACCCAUUGAUACACAAGUCACUUCCCUGAAUGGACUACAACUACCACGCACCAAGUUUGUAAAACCGCUCCAAGAAAGCCAGACCUCAAUCGGACAAGUCAACAAACUUGCUCCAAGAGACUUGCAUCGUCGAAAUAUUUCAAGAUCGAAACCGAAAUUAUCGUGGCUUUUUCAAGAUGACUUCAACCAUAAAUGAUCUCUAUACCCCGCUCCAGCGGUUGUCGACCGCCCCUCUCCGACAGCCCCGAAGCCAGACGACCAGGCCUUAUACAUCGUUCUACAUCAAAGACAUCCUGGGAUCACAGAUCAGUACCAAUGAUAACACCAGCGAAAGUUCAUCACCGACCCAUUUUAAGAGAAGGGAGUCGUGGUCGGGACCGCCAUCGGUACCUCGCCCGAGGUUAGGGCAUCAGAGAUCAACGGAAGAGGUGAAAACUGCUGUGAAACAGACCAGGGAGAAUGGUGAUUCUCCUCUCAGCGCGCUGGAGGAACUUGCUAACAAGACGUUCACAGGUCCAGAUACCAGUAUUCUACGAGCCGCAGAAGCAACGACGACAAACAAACGGGAAGCGCUUUCACUUCUAAACCGCCAGCAGCCGCGCAAGAAGAGGAAGUCCCGCACCGCCUUCUCCAACCACCAAAUCUUCGAGCUCGAGCGUCGAUUCCUCUACCAAAAAUACCUAACCCCGGCCGACCGCGAUGAACUCGCCUCGACACUCGGCCUCACAAAUGCCCAGGUCAUCACCUGGUUUCAAAACCGGAGAGCGAAGCUCAAACGCGACAUCGACGAGCUGAAGAAUGAUGUCCGAGCCACGUCGACCACGUCACCGCAUUUGAAAGAAGACAAAGGCUACCUGACGACGGAGUCAUCGGUGUACGACCAGGAGGAAGGGGAGCUUUACACUGAAGACUCGUCGUCGGAACUGAUGUCGCCCAUCGACCCACGACAGAUUGGUGGAGGGUGUGACGGAAACGCAACCGACGGUGGGGAUGAUCACGAUAAGAUGAGCGUUCACUACGUCGAUUCGGACAACGAGGAUGCGAGCAUGUCAAUCUCGAAAUCGUCUCCUUCUCCGGCCGACAACGACCCGGACGAUCGGGACAUCGAUCACGACAAUAGCAGAGGGCAAAUUACAGAUUAACGAGACAUUCGUACAUUUCAACUUCCAAUGUACUAACGACAUUACUAUUGCCUCGUCAUGUUGUUUUCAAACACUUACUUUAAAUCGGCGGGUACGAUUUAUAAUCAAUUGCAGAAGAGGCAGUUAACAUUGAUCGGGCAACGUAAGUCUGCCACAAACAAGCCUUAAUAGCCUGGUAAUUUUAAUGAUGUAUACCAUGACUGGCCGGUACAUAAAGUGAAACAUUAACCCCUUCGUGAUGUGAAUAAUUCGCAAGAACAACUGUCGUCUUCAUUCAUCUUCAUUACAUUUUAUCCUGCUUGUGUUUUUUGAGAGGAGAUAUCUUGCUGCGUAGUAUGUCUGCUAUGGCUCAGCUGCCCUACCCUCAACCCUAAGCCAGCUAGCAGCCCCGGUAGAUGGGUUCCGGCAGGAGCGGGUAUAUUUCGGAAGUAAACUUGUCAGACUGUCAUGUGUCUGGGGCGCACCGUGUGAUCACUCAGAUUUUUAUCAGGUUUAAAACUUUGUUCACAGAGAAAAACUAUGAAUCUUAAAUGUUAGAUCUCCUAUAAUAAGUUAUGGCAGCUCAAAUAUGGUUUUACAUUUUUAGAAAUGUAUUUGUAUCCUCUCGCAACAUCUGUGCAUUAACUGAAAGAGCAAUGUUAACAUGUAAGAAAAAGUAAAAUGUUCACCCAUAAUAAAUAUGUGUUACUCGACUACAAACAGUUGAUUCUCGGCGGGAUAGUUUAAAGACUUUCUCAAACCUUUUUUCUGUAGUCAAUGAUCACAGGCUGUCCUGCUCAAAAUAGGUGAAGGAAUUUUAUUAUAAAAAAACAACGAUGAAAAAGUACAUGAAUAAAGAAGUAUGUAUAGGCCCUACGUAAUGAAUAAAGAUGAACAGGUGAAUAUAUAAAAGAAAAUGGUAAAUAAAUCAAUCUUUGAAAUGAGAAUUAGAGAAGAGGACUA